Messenger RNA from Scutellospora calospora, 1257 nucleotides. NCBI's taxonomy places the organism in Eukaryota, Fungi, Glomeromycota, Glomeromycetes, Diversisporales, Gigasporaceae. The record is from the annotation of a GenBank genome assembly.
AUGUUUCGACUUUUGUUCGUAAAGUCCAAUUUGAAAAAUUUCAAGAGUCCUACAUGGAGAACGUCGCUCUCAAGAAGCAUGUCAACCCAAGCUUUAGUAAAGUACAAUUGGGAAGACCCACUCACUCUUGAAUCACAACUGACUGAAGAAGAAAUUGCUAUAAGAAAUUCCGCCCGUCAAUACUGUCAAGAAAAGUUAUUUCCAAGAAUUUUGGAGGCUUAUCGUCAAGAAAGAUUUGACCGUGAGAUUAUUACAGAAAUGGGCGAAUUAGGUUUACUUGGCUCUACUAUUCAAGGAUACGGUUGUUCAGGCGUUUCUUCUAUAGCAUAUGGACUUGUUGCCCGUGAAGUGGAAAGAAUAGAUAGUGGUUAUCGAUCUGCAAUGAGUGUACAAUCAUCACUUGUCAUGUACCCUAUAUACGCUUUUGGUAGUGAAGAACAGAAACAAAAGUAUUUGCCAAGAUUAGCAAAAGGUGAAAUUGUUGGUGCUUUUGGGUUAACAGAACCUAACCACGGCUCUGAUGUUGGUGGCAUGCAAACUUAUUCACUUAAGAAAAAUAGAGUUCAUAUAUUACAUGGAUCGAAAACUUGGAUUACUAAUUCUCCAAUAGCGGAUAUAUUUAUUGUUUGGGCAAUGUCUAAAGAAGAUCAUAAAAUACGAGGGUUUAUUUUAGAAAAGGGUAUGAAAGGGUUAGAGACACCAACAAUUAAAGGUAAGUUGUCACUUCGAGCUUCCACUACUGGAAUGAUCAUGAUGGAUAACGUAGAAGUUCCCGAAGAGAAUUUACUCCCACACGGACCCUUUAGUUGUCUUAAUAAUGCACGAUUUGGAAUCGCAUGGGGUGUGCUUGGAGCUUCAGAAUUUUGCUUGGCUCAAGCUCGUGAGUAUGCCCUUAAUCGAAAUCAGUUUGGUGUUCCGUUGGCCAGGUUUCAAUUGAUUCAGAAGAAAUUUGCUGACGCAAAUACGGAGAUUGCUAUCGGCCUUAUGGCUUGCCUUCAAGUAGGAAGACUAAAAGAUUUAGGAAAAUGCGCACCUGAAAUGAUUUCGCUUGUGAAGCGUAAUUCCUGUGGAAAAGCCCUGGAAAUUGCGCGUUCCAUGCGAGAAGUUUUAGGAGGUAAUGGAAUAAGCGAUGAAUAUCAUAUAAUUAGACAUGAACAAAAUUUAUGUACAACUAAUACUUAUGAAGGUACACAUGAUAUCCAUGCUCUUAUACUGGGCAGGGCUAUCACUGGCAUUCAAGCAUUCACUGCGUCUUAA